Geodia barretti is the source of this 595-nucleotide messenger RNA. Lineage: Eukaryota; Metazoa; Porifera; Demospongiae; Tetractinellida; Geodiidae. The record is from the annotation of a GenBank genome assembly.
UAUGCUUACUGCUAGUUUACUUCCACUCCCAGAGGUGCUCCAGGCUCCUGGAAACCAAACAGUCUUUCUGAACCAGUCAGCAGUGUUCACAUGUGAGACAGAUGGUGGUUCCACUGGUUGGAGUGUUAAUGGAACUGAACUGGAUGAGCUUCCACCUGCAAUAGAAAUGGAUUUGGAAACCAUCGGUGCUAACACUGCAGAAGGGACUAGACUGGCGAGUCUGACUAUCCCAGCCAAAGCUGAGUACAAUGGAACUAGAGUUUCGUGUUUUGUACAACAACGUGGUGGUCCAUUCGUGGAGAGUGCUAAUGUCACAUUGAGGAUUCAAGGUCCACUAUCAGCAGUAGGUGAUUUGAGAGCCACCAGCAAUGCCAGCUCAGUGACCAUCUCGUGGAGUGUUCCAUUCUCUCUGGAUGUGACUGGUGUUGAUCCUGAUAUCUGGUACUCUGUCCUCAUCUACAAUGUGACAGAUGAGAACAACCCAACAGCCAUCCUCUGUACUGACUGUAUCAAUAUCACUGAGACACACUACACCUUCACUCCUGACUACCUCAGUCCUUGUCAUGUGUACAAACUUCUCUGUCAUCCCUCUGAA